CCGGCAAACCUCGUUCCUUGCCAGCCAAAUCCUAAUUUGCCCUGUCUUUUUUUUUUUUUUCUUUUUUUCUCUCUUUGCCUUGAAAACUUGUGAAGAAACAGAAUCUAUUGCCGCCGCGAAGAGCGUCGGCACAUAGUUUCAGAGUUCCUUGCAGGGAGGCUGAUAUGGGGAGGUGGUCGGAAUCACCGCCGGACAUCGAGAAAGGUCGUGGAAUGUCCAGAUCGCCUUUGCCGCCUCCACCGCCACCACAUUUUAGCCCUCCUACGCCCAAGCCAUGGUUCUCGUGGAUGGUCCCUCUUAUAUUUGUGGUAAAUGUUGCCAUGUUUGUGUAUAGCAUGUACAGAAACAAUUGCCCCCACAACAAGGCAAAGGGCCACCAUUGUAUUCUCGAAGAUGAAUUCAAGAGGUUCUCUUUCCAACCCUUCCAUGAAAAUCCCCUCCUUGGCCCUUCUACCAACACGCUCAAAAAACUAGGAGCUCUAGAAAAAGCUUUGGUGGUGAAAGAUGGCCAGGCAUGGCGUCUCCUUUCUUGCAUGUGGCUUCAUGCUGGUGUUAUCCACAUAGUUUCCAAUAUGUUUAGCCUUCUGUUUAUUGGAAUCAGACUUGAGCAGGAAUUUGGAUUUUUCAGGAUAGGACUCUUGUAUGUGCUUGCUGGUUUUGGUGGAAGCUUGAUGUCUUGUAUUAAUCUUGAUAUUGCUGGUAAACCAACCCUAUCAGUCGGUGCAUCUGGUGCGCUUUUUGGAUUGUUGGGAGCCAUGCUUUCGGAGCUCUUCACAAACUGGACAAUCUAUGCAAAUAAGUGUGCAGCACUUCUAACUCUCAUCGUCAUUAUUGCAAUAAAUUUGGCAUUUGGGUUUCUACCUCAUGUUGACAAUUCAGCUCAUAUAGGAGGAUUCAUCUCAGGGUUUUUCCUGGGUUUUAUUCUUCUAGUUCGUCCCCAGUAUGGAUAUGUUAGCCGCAGGUACAUUCCAGCAGGAUACGACAUAAAACGCAAAUCCAAGUACAAGUGGUACCAAUAUAUAUUAUGGUUCCUGGCAUUGAUCGCCUUAAUUAUCUUCUACCUAUACUGCUUGAUUAAGAUAUAUAAGUGACGAGGCAAUGAAACGGAUUCCUUCGUAGAGCAUCGAUUAACAGAAUGUACGUUGCAGUUCAACUUCCUUUUUUUCAAGCAUUGCAAGUAUAGACCAAAACCACCCCUUCUUCAUGUUAACAAAACAAAUGUGCCAAACCUAUGCAAAUGUAGUAGGUAUCUAAUUCUAUAGGUGUGAACAUGCAGAAGUAUUGCCAUUGGGAUUUGCAUAACACUGUGCUGUUUUGCCUUUAAAGGUAUGCGCUUUUCUAAUUGCAGCUGAAGGGAAAGAGGCAAAAACCAGGUGUCAAGAAGCUUUUUCACUGACCAUAUAUACUUUACCUUUCCAUAGUCAAAUUCGCCUGGGCUCAUUUGUUACAUGCAGAAAAAUGCUUUAAUUAUUACUUUCCCAUGCAAUCUGAAGAACCAUGUGAAAUUGUACUCUUCUACUGAAGCAUAUAUUUAAAUCACUUAUGAUUCCUUUUCUUCUA
Messenger RNA from Ziziphus jujuba (common jujube), 1560 nucleotides. RefSeq names its product RHOMBOID-like protein 5. The record is from RefSeq and is a predicted model, not a curated record. Lineage: Eukaryota; Viridiplantae; Streptophyta; Magnoliopsida; Rosales; Rhamnaceae. Gene Ontology annotation, cellular component: membrane. The transcript is spliced from 5 exons. Gene Ontology annotation, biological process: proteolysis. The coding region runs from base 165 to 1091 and encodes 308 amino acids. Gene Ontology annotation, molecular function: serine-type endopeptidase activity.